Molecule: messenger RNA, 3144 nt
Organism: Thelazia callipaeda (thelaziosis nematode)
Lineage: Eukaryota; Metazoa; Nematoda; Chromadorea; Rhabditida; Thelaziidae
Source: the annotation of a GenBank genome assembly
AUGAAGUCAAGUAAAGGUAAACGUUCAGAAGUAUCAAAGCAUCAACAGAGUUCGGGUGACGAUAAUGACCGAGAAAAGAUGGAAGCCACUAUUUUUUUACUUCACUGUCAGGGAUGGAUUACCAAGCAGUACACGGAGGAGAUACGGAAUAUUUACUUGAAUCCAUUACAAGCGCUAUUUGACAGAAAGAAGAAAACUGUUGAAUCUAUAAGCAAAUCAGUUGAGUCUUCUAGUAAUCUAUCAUCCCAAAAAGCAGCUGAUGAUAAAAAGUCUAGUGAUACUGAACGAGAUAACUUUUCAAAUAUGGAUAAAGUAGCUGAGAAGCUACAACAAGCGCUGAAAACAUUGCAGCGAAGUAAUGGAGAAAUACCACAAAGUUACCGACCAGUGGCCCGGGAAAAGACGGUUUCACUAGCAGAUUGCUGCGCACUGUUUCGAUUAAAAUCACUUCUUGAGGCGAUGCAAGAGCUAAGUGAUAUACAAACGAGCAUAAUCAAAUGGUUUGAUGCUAAUAAAACAGGUAUCGAAAUACACAAAAAAUCAUUCAAAAAUUUAUUAACAAAUGCUCUCACAAAUUUUGAAAUGACGCAAAUUCUCACAGAACUGUUUGCUAUUAAAGAAAUCUCACGAAAGGAUAUUCAAAAAAUGAAACCCUCGUAUGCCAAAUAUAUCCGUCCAAGUUCAAACUUCAGAAAUAUCGCGCUCAUUAAUAAGCCGCCUGAAAAUGGAAAUUUUACAAAGGAAUUUAUUAAAAAGCUUGAAGGACAGAUUAAUAAUUUCAGCAUUAUUUUCAGGACAAUAGUGUAUGAAAUAGCAAAGAAUCUUGGAAUCAUAAUCGAAACAAUCGUUGCAAAUGUGAAAGAUCACCACUUGGAAGUAAAUACCAAACAAGUAAUUAAGUUUUCAUCAGUGGCGAUGAUUAUUGAUAAUUUACCUCCAAGAUAUCGCUUUUCUGAACCACUUAAUCACCUUGCGCCAUUUACAAAAAAGUUACUGGCUAACUUACCUCCAGAUCUAAAUAGUGGAAAUUUGUUCGGCAGUACUGCUUCACUUCCUGAAUUACCGGAAAAUUACUGCAGUGUCAGAUAUAAUUUUGAGCAGCGUCUUUGGCGUCUGUGUUAUAUAUGUGAACGAUCUUUAGCGAAAAUGGCAUCACGAAAUAUUGCGUGGAAGGCUCCAAAAUAUUUUGGUGUUACUGUGGGCUCAGGAAGACAGUUCAUUGCAUCAUCUUCCGCUGAAGAGUCACGUAAAGGAUCCAAGAAAAAGUUUAUUGAUUUAUCCGUAUAUCCGGCAGAGAAAAUCCGUAAUUUUGGGAUAGUAGCUCACGUAGAUCACGGUAAAAGUACACUAGCAGACCGGAUUCUGGAACUAACGGGUGUCAUAGGUAAAAAUGAUCACGCCAAUCAAAUGCUUGACAAACUACAGGUAGAACGUGAUCGUGGUAUAACGGUAAAAGCGCAGUCUUGCUCUAUGUUUCAUAAGGAUUACAUGUUAAAUUUGAUUGAUACUCCUGGUCAUGCUGAUUUCAGUUUCGAAGUCUCGCGAUCACUUUCUGUUGCUAAUGGUAUCCUACUUCUUGUUGCUGCUAAUCAGGGUGUACAGGCUCAAACAGUGGCUAAUUUUUGGCUAGCUUUCGAAGCAGGUUUAACAAUAAUCCCAAUAAUUAAUAAAAUUGAUCUUAACAGCGCCAAUGUUUCACGUGUGCGUUUCGUUGUAACACAAAUGGGAAAUCUGUUUGAUUUCUCACCAUCAGAAAUACUUCAUAUCUCAGCCAAAAAUGGUACAAAUACUGACAAAGUUUUGGAUGCUAUUAUUGACAGGUGUCCACCGCCUAAAGUUGAAUGCAGUUCAUCUUUUCGAGCACAUAUAUUUGAUUCUUGGUAUGAAACUUAUCGUGGCCCAGUAAUUUGCGUAGCUGUUCAUGAGGGCUUUGUUUGCAAAGGACAAAAAAUACGAACCUAUCAUACUGAUUGUGUUUACGAAGUAUUAGAAGUGGGCAUCAUGCAUCCUAAUAUGUAUGAAGUGCAGAAGUUGCUUCAGCGUUUGUAUGCUGGCCAAGUGGGUUACCUCCUAACAACGAUGAAAUCUGUCCAAGAUGCUCUAGUAGGAGAAACAUUAUAUGAUCCCAGCUGUGAAAAAGAUUUGUUGCAACCAAUGGCUUUAUUCACGCCCAAAUCACCAUGCAUUUACGCCAGUAUUUAUCCAGUAGAUGGUAGUGAUUAUAACGCUUUACGUGAUGCGCUGAAUAAAUUAGCGUUGAAUGAUUCAUCAGUUCAAAUCCAGCAUGAUAGUAGUAGUGCUUUGGGAAAUGGUUUCAAAAUUGGUUUCUCUGGACUUCUGCAUAUGGAGGUUUUUUGUGCCAGAUUGGAGCAAGAAUAUAAUGCUGAUGUUACCGUAACAGCGCCAACUGUUGAAUACCGUGCAGUUAUCAAAGAUAAUCCAAAUAUAAUCAGAAAAAGAUACAAUGGUCAGCGUAUUAUCCGUCUUCUGGAUGCUAGUCAUUUUCCAGCUAACCCCAGCGAUGUCGAUCAUUUUUUGGAGCCAAUGAUAAAGUUGACAGUUUUAUUACCAACUACACAUAGCCAGCAAAUUGAUGAUCUCUGUGUAGCUGCUCGUGGAAAGCGAGUUGAAAGUAACGCUGUGGAUGCAGAAAAUACUAUGCAGCAGUGGCGAUUACCAUUUGCAGAAGUGUGCAUAGAUUUCUUUGAAAGAUUGAAAAGGAUCACUAGUGGUUAUGCUACAUUUAAUUAUGAGUGGGAUGACUUUCAACCGGCAAGAAUUGCACUUCUUAUGAUCCAUGUCAACGAUCGACCUAUUUAUGAAUUCUCUGAGAUCGUACCUUUAAGCCGCGUGAAGGACAGAGCCAAAGUUAUAGUUCAAAGACUCCGAGAGGAAAUACCUCGUCAACAAUAUGAAGUGAAAAUUAAAGCUACUCUUGGACUGACAAAAAAGGCUCUAACACAAACUGUUAUUGCUCCAAUUAAGAAAGAUUUCACCGGUCGUCUAAAAGGCAACUUUGGAGGUGGUGGAUGGGAACGGCUUUGUAAGAAACUAGCAGAACAGAAUAAGGGGAAGGAACGGAUGAAGCAGGUAGGGCAAGUGCAGAUUCCUAAAAAAGCAUUUAUAAAUGUGUUAAGAAAAUAA